Molecule: messenger RNA, 2781 nt
Organism: Pecten maximus
Lineage: Eukaryota; Metazoa; Mollusca; Bivalvia; Pectinida; Pectinidae
Product: mini-chromosome maintenance complex-binding protein-like
Exons: 15
Coding region: 89-1987 (632 amino acids)
Biological process (GO): DNA-templated DNA replication
Molecular function (GO): chromatin binding
Source: RefSeq, a predicted model, not a curated record
CAAGUUCGCCCAUUAGAAAUAUAUUUCCCGCCAUAUUUCCAGCUACCACGUUGUUUUUGUUGACAUUUUGUGAAAGUAUACAUCCGAAAUGCCUGUUGUUGAUGAUUGGGUAAAUGAUCCACUUGGGAUCGUUCAAAAUAUAUAUGAUAAAGAUGGACAGGUGGAAGGCAAAGUGGUAAGAGACUAUUUUACAUCCAGAGCUAAAGGCAACGCGAUGUCCUGGAUUCCAAGCUUGAAUGACACCCCUCUACAUACACUUAGACCAAACUCACUGGUACGCUACAGAUGUAUGAUACAGGACAUGUACGAUCCAGAGUUUUAUUUGGGAUCAUACGAGGUCGUUGACACAAAGACUGGAAAGACCAACAUGAAAUCUGGGAAAUACAAAGAUAUUGCAGAAUGUGCAAGUUUUCAGCAGAUUAAUAUGGAGUCGGCCAACAACAAGACGAUGGAUAGACAGACACUUUAUGGUGUGCCGAUUCCUGGGGAGUCAGCCUGGGUCAAAGCAGGUUAUACUGAACGUACUGGGGUCAAAGUCCAUCCAUCCACAUCCUACACACCUGUGCGCUGUAAGAGGAGCCUGGAAGAGGAUGGGUCAGAGGUCAACAGUCAGAAUGAGGCUAUGGAAACAUCAGAGUCUGUUAAGGCUGCUACCAUGGAAACUACUGAGGAGUCUUCGAGUUCCGAAAAUAAGAGAACUUGUGUCAGUGACAGACCAGUGGAGAACAGUCCUGCGUUACCAGACCUAAACUUCCCGUUACCGGAGGAGAAAGGCGUAUCCUGUUUGAUAAAGGUUUACGAUGACAUCGACGCUUUCUGUGUCAAUGAUUUGGUGGAGUUUGUUGGUGUUUUGUCGGUGGAUCCCUCUCUGGCACAGUUUGAAGCAGAGGAUCAUGGCUCCCAGGGUAGAGUUUGUACAGACGGGUUUCAGGUAUCGGCUGAAGAAAAAAAUGCCCAUGCCCCGCCCCCUUCUCUAGUGCCACGCCUCCAUGCUGUCUUCGGGACGAAACUGACACACAUCAACCCUUUACUAGCCCCAUCGACAGCACAGGAAGACGGCUUCAAGGAAGUUUUAUCAAGAUUACAAGGGGAGAUAACUGCUUUACGACAACAAAUCAUGGCUACUCUGGAACAUAUCCUUUUCGGGGAUAAACUAGCAGCAGAAUAUUUCCUGUGUCAUCUUCUGUCAUCUGUAUAUGCUAGAGCCGAUGUGAUGCCCCUUGGUAAGUUCUGUUUGAACCUGACCUGCUGUCCUACAACGCCAGAGUACUCGGCACUGCUCCACAGAUUUCUUGCCUCCAUUGUCACAAAGAGCCACAUUCUCCCCAUCACCAUAGAGAACAUGAACAAGGUUCGAAUGUGCCCCCAGAAAGAUUACACCGCCAACCGUCUACUUAGUGGAGUUUUACAGUUAGGAGCCGAUACCUCACUCCUCCUGGACGAAACAGUCCUACAGGCCGGCCAGCUUGAUGCUAAUGGUGUUAAGAACAUGACAGCUCUUGGUAACUUGAUAAACUGGCAGAAAGUGGAGUACGACUUCAGUUACCACAGACAAGAGUUCUUGUCGGAUGUCGCAGUCCUCGUGCUGUCCGAGGCAAAAUCACUACUACCCAGUGACUGUCUUUUACCGCUGGCAGCCAGUAUACCAGCUGGUGUAAGUUUACAAGACUAUUUUUCUCGGUUGGAUAAUUUAAUGAGUGCAGACUUCGUUAACAAGUUCCGUGUGUAUCUGACGACGGCCAAGAUGUUAGACUAUAGUAUGUCUGGAGACAUACAGACGGCCAUUCAGGAUGAUUUUGUCAACAUCAGGAAGGAAGACCCAAAGAACAUGACAAUAGACGAUUUCCACAAACUUCUUAAUUUAGUCAGGUUCUUGUCAAUCAGUCACUUACAGACCUGCCCGACACAGAAUUUAUGGACACAGGCCAAAUCUAUGGAGGCUCAGCGUAAACAACGACUUCCUCAAACGUCUGCCAAUGCAAAUUAACUCAAGAAUUUACAAACAAAUGUGGUGAUCGGAUGCUGAAUGAACACAGACAAUGUCCAGUAUAAAAGUUUUCACAGAACUUGUGUAAUAUCACUGGAAUUCUGAAUAAAAUCAAAGUUUUGUUACAAAUUUUUUUUUAUUGGAAUUAUGAUGUCUAAGGUCAAAAUGUAAUCCAGAAAUAUGAUUGAGCAAGAUAUGUUGAGAAUUCAAAUUGACAAACCAUGACUUCAAAGUAAGUGAUCAUGAUAUUUCAUUGCUUAAAGAUAAAGUUCCUCCUCAAAUUUUAGACAAAUAGAUACGUGUAACUAAAUGUUGGUCACAAAUAUCAAAAAUAAAGUUCCUCCUCAAAUUUUUGACAAAAAGAUACGUGUAACUAAAUGUUGGUCACAAACAUCAAAAAUAAAGUUCCUCCUCAAAUUUUUGACAAAAAGAUACAUGUAACUAAAUGUUGGUCACAAAUAUCAAAAAUAAAGUUCCUCCUCAAAUUUUUGACAAAAAGAUACGUGUAACUAAAUGUUGGUCACAAAUAUCAAAAAUAAAGUUCCUCCUCAAAUUUUUGACAAAAAGAUAUGUGUAACUAAAUGUUAGUCACAAAUAUCAAAGAUACAGUUCCUCCUCAUAUUUUUGACAAAUAGAUACUUGUGACUAAAUGUUGGUAACAAAUAUCGUAAACGACUUUAUUGUAACAGUGCUGUGUGUAUCUUGUUGUUAUUAUGCAUACACAUGCACAUAUAUGCAGCAACAUAUUUUGUUAUUAAUUGUAAAAAAAAUUAAAAUGUUAAAUUGGAAAUACA